AUUAUGUUUUUCAAUUCCCUGACUUUUAAGCAAGCAAACCAAGAAAACACGAAAGUAGAAGAUCUCGCAAAYAUUACCAGUCCAACUGAUAUGUCAUCAGAAUCUGCCGGACCACAUGCAGAGAUCUGGCAACAAGCCGCGUGUGCCUGGGACCGACAACAACCUCGCUAUAAUAAUUUUCAUGCCUAUGAGACACAACGAAAGAAUGAAMAACCUCAAGACGGUGAACGUUCGACUACAGAAAAACUCGACUCAGCCGUCACGAAUUAUCUUCGGUGGACUUGCUACAAAGAUCCACUUACAGGACGAGAAGUUCAAUUCACCAAACCAAUGGUCGGCUAUGGUGGAUUUGUACCUAGCUAUCCAGUCCUACCCAGGCCCCAGGAACGCUGCUCGAAUCCCGGCCUAAUAAGUAUAUCAAGAACGACAUACAAGUUAUACCCGUCGUAUGAAUACAGAAAGCAAGAGUUCGCUCACAAGGGUCCAUUAUCUAGUACAGUGACCACUACACCACCAUUCAAUCCGUAUAACAAAGUAGAGAAACUAAGUCUGGACGGCAAGAAACUACUAUGGAAGAGACAAAAUCAUAUCAUCAAGCUUGUCAAGAUGAAAAACAUUUAUAAAUAG
Molecule: messenger RNA, 627 nt
Organism: Actinia tenebrosa (Australian red waratah sea anemone)
Lineage: Eukaryota; Metazoa; Cnidaria; Anthozoa; Actiniaria; Actiniidae
Source: RefSeq, a predicted model, not a curated record